CUGUUUUGGGAGGCGUUGGUGGGGGGGGGGUGAGUAGGUAUGAACACGGAUUUGAGGCAGAUAGAUCAUGAAGAUGAGGAAACGGUGGGGGGGAGUUCUGGCGACAUAGGGAUCUAGCUGCCCCAGUUGCAGCUGGCGCUUGGCUGAAGGUGGCGCAGGCAGCUCCUCACCCCUGUGACCCACCUGUGCCACCGUUCUCAUCGGCCAGGUGAGGCAGCCGGGAGAGCCGAGGCUGGAGCUCACCUCCACCCCAGUGGUCCCCAGACACCACCCAGGGGCCGGCCGGCACACCCUGGGUGCGCGCCGGAUGCGGGUCGGCCAAGGAGCGAAAAGACUGAAUGAAUUACGGACGCAGGACUCCCCCCAAUAAUGAUACCCAGUGGCAUCUGCAUGGCCAGCUUUCCGGGGUAUGCCAGGCUCUGGGUGAAGCACUUGAUACGCCUUUGAGCUCACUGCUCCUCACCUUGGCCGCGGCAGGAAGUCUGGGCUGGGAUUCCAAAGAGCUGGGUGCAAGACUCAAGUCCCUCAAGGAGAGUGGGCUGAGGGCCAGCCUGGCCUACCCUCCUGCCACAGAAUCCAAGAUGCCUCUCAGCUGUAACUGCUCCUGAGCUCAUGGAGCCCUCAGCCACCCCCAAAGCCCAGUUGGGGGUCCCUACUGGCAGUGGGGAGCCAUUCUAUGUGCCUCCAGACUAUGAGGAUGAGUUCCUUCGCUACCUGUGGCGAGAUUAUCUGUACCCAAAGCAGUACGAAUGGGUUCUCAUUGCAGCCUACGUGGCCGUGUUUCUCAUAGCCUUGGUGGGCAACACACUAGUGUGCCUGGCAGUGUGGCGAAACCAUCACAUGAGGACAGUCACCAACUACUUCAUCGUAAACCUGUCCCUGGCCGAUGUGCUUGUGACAGCCAUCUGCCUGCCCGCUAGCCUGCUGGUGGACAUCACUGAGUCAUGGCUCUUCGGCCACGCCCUGUGUAAAGUCAUUCCCUACUUACAGGCCGUGUCCGUGUCAGUGGCCGUGCUGACCCUCAGUUUCAUCGCCCUGGACCGCUGGUAUGCCAUCUGCCACCCACUGUUGUUCAAGAGCACUGCUCGGCGUGCCCGUGGUUCCAUCUUGGGCAUCUGGGCUGUGUCGCUGGCUGUCAUGGUGCCCCAGGCUGCCGUCAUGGAAUGCAGCAGUGUGCUGCCUGAGCUGGCCAAUCGCACACGGCUCUUCUCUGUCUGUGAUGAACGCUGGGCAGAUGAGCUCUACCCCAAGAUCUACCACAGUUGCUUCUUCAUCGUCACCUACCUAGCCCCACUGGGCCUGAUGGCCAUGGCCUAUUUCCAGAUCUUCCGCAAGCUCUGGGGCCGCCAGAUCCCAGGUACCACCUCAGCCCUGGUGCGGAACUGGAAGCGGCCCUCAGAGCAGCUGGAGGCCCAGGGGCAGGGCCUGAGCCUGGCAGAGCCCCAGCCCCGGGCCCGAGCCUUCCUGGCAGAGGUGAAGCAGAUGCGAGCUCGGAGAAAGACCGCCAAGAUGUUGAUGGUGGUGCUGUUGGUUUUUGCCCUCUGCUACCUGCCCAUCAGUGUCCUCAAUGUCCUGAAGAGGGUGUUCGGGAUGUUCCACCAUGCCAGCGAUCGGGAAGCUGUCUAUGCCUGCUUCACCUUCUCCCACUGGCUGGUGUAUGCCAACAGCGCUGCCAACCCCAUCAUCUACAACUUCCUGAGUGGUAAAUUCAGGGAGCAAUUUAAGGCCGCCUUCUCCUGCUGUCUGCCUGGCCUGGGUCCCUGCAGCUCUAUGAAGGCUCGCAGUCCCCGUUCCUCUGCCAGCCACAAGUCCUUGUCCUUGCAGAGCCAGUGCUCCGUCUCCAAAGUCUCUGAGCACGUAGUGCUCACCAGUGUCACUACAGUGCUGCCCUGAGGAGGGCCACCCCAAUGCCCUGGGAGCUGCAGCCUGAUCCUUGCCAGGCUGCACUUGAGCUCCUGGGAUCCUGGCCUGGGCCCUUGAACCUCAUGGAGAGACUGCUGGACACAAUGAGAGGCUGAGAGUCCAGUCUUGGCUUUCUGCCUGGGUGACCCUGGGCGAGUCAUCCCCUCUCUGAACUUAAGCAGGGCUGAUGUGACGUUUGAUCAUGGCCAAGGAAGUGGAAGGCUUUGUAAACCAUCUAGUGCCAGGGACGUGGUUACUGCUGGACCUCUCAUGUGACCAUACCUACAGUGUCACCCACCAUCAUCACCCUUUCAAAGCUUGGCCUUCCUCCCAAAGACCCAUCUAUUGCCCAGUUGCCCCACAAGCAUGUUCAUCAGCUUGGGAAGCUCCUAAAGCCCAGGCUGCACGAGAUCAGCUUCUCUGAUGACUGUGAACUUGUCCGAGCCCAGCCCACCCUCUCCAGGUGUGGAGUGCACGCACCAUAGGCUGGACUCCGUUGACUUUGUGGAGUGAGAAAAGAGUCUCCAUGUGGCCGUUCAGCAUGGAGGCCAGCAGCCCGAAGCAAUUGUAAUUAAAAGCCUGGCACUGAA
Molecule: messenger RNA, 2492 nt
Organism: Jaculus jaculus (lesser Egyptian jerboa)
Lineage: Eukaryota; Metazoa; Chordata; Mammalia; Rodentia; Dipodidae
Gene: Hcrtr1
Product: hypocretin receptor 1
Exons: 9
Coding region: 613-1893 (426 amino acids)
Biological process (GO): feeding behavior; G protein-coupled receptor signaling pathway
Cellular component (GO): membrane
Molecular function (GO): orexin receptor activity
Source: RefSeq, a predicted model, not a curated record